This is a messenger RNA of Boeremia exigua, 2340 nucleotides long. RefSeq names its product WD40-repeat-containing domain protein. Gene Ontology annotation, cellular component: Pwp2p-containing subcomplex of 90S preribosome; small-subunit processome. Lineage: Eukaryota; Fungi; Ascomycota; Dothideomycetes; Pleosporales; Didymellaceae. The record is from RefSeq and is a predicted model, not a curated record. The transcript has 2 exons. Gene Ontology annotation, molecular function: protein binding. Gene Ontology annotation, biological process: rRNA processing. Bases 128 to 2113 code for a protein of 661 amino acids.
UCUUGCGCGGAAGUAGAUGACACUCCGCCGGGAGAAUCUCGGCACCAGAUCCCUGCAAUAAUUUUUGUCAAUCCAAGUUCUUCACGAAUGCGCGCCUGAAGCUCUACACACACGCGCAAUCGCCGCCAUGGCCCCUUCCAAGACAAAGACCCCCCCGCACAAGUCGAACAACCAUAAGCGUUAUCUCGCGGACGAUGCCACCGAACACGCAGGAUUUACACUCGAUUUAGAUGGCAGUGACGUUGAGGGAAAGGCGCUGCAGCCAGUGGACGAGUCGAUCGACAGCGAUUUUGAGGAUUUUGGCAGCGACAAUGGCAACCGAACCGGAGAAGGGGAUGAGGAAAAUACGGACAGCGAUGCAGACAGUGUGAAGAUCAACAUCCAGGAAAAGAAGCAGGAAAAGGUCAUUGCGCCGAAAGACUCGGAAGAGCAAGAGCUCGAACGCCUCAUUUUCGGCGACUCAGCUGGGUUCAAAGAAGGGCUAGAUAAUUUCUCUCUCGGUCGCACAGCUGGCAUGUACGGCGGUACUCCAGACGAAGAGCAAGACGAAGACGCAGAUCUCGACAAUGUAGCCGACGACAACCUCUUCUUCUUCGAUACUGGUCCGGAUGCGGCGCCUGCUGGCUCGGUCGCCAUUACAAAAGCCGAUGAAUCAGAGGACGAGGAAGAUAAGCCAGCAUGGGAAGAUAGCGAUGACGAGCGACUGGUGGUCAGCCUUGCCUCUGUGCCUCAGCUGCGAAAGCUUAGAGAGACCGCCGAGGACGACAUGGUGGACGGGAAAGAGUAUGCGCGUAGGCUGAGAAAGCAAUUUGAGCGACUCUACCCAGCACCGGAGUGGGUAGCACAUGCGACGGGUAGUGCAAAGAAGAGGAGACGAACCAUGGACGAAGAUGAGAGCGGUAACGAGUCUGGAAGCGACAUGGAUGUUGACGAAGAGGACCUUUCUACCCAACCCUUGGCGAGGCUGUUGAAGGAUGCAGAUAUACUAUCUCGCAACACGCCUAGGGGACCUGCAAAGAGGAGAAAGCUGCAGGCCGGUACAAUCGAUAUCCAGCGGCUGAAGGACGUCUCCAAGGCCGGGCCGUCUGCAAUUACUUCUCUCUCAUUCCAUCCCGCAUACCCUCUGCUUCUCUCGUCUGGGCCCAGCUCCACACUCUCGCUUCAUCAUGUCAACCCGAACCCACCGAAUCCCAACCCGCUUCUCACGUCGCUACAUGUCAAGCGCACGCCGCUUACCACAACCGCGUUUCACCCCUCGGCCUCAGAUUCACGCAUCUUCUUGAGUGCUCGCCGACGCUACUUCCAUGUCUGGAAUAUCGCGACUGGGCAGGUCGAGAAGGUCACACGAGUGUACGGCCACCAGCACGAACAGCGCACGAUGGAAAACUUCUCGCUUUCACCCAACGGGAAAUUUAUGGCGCUUCGUGGUUCUUCCAGAAAAGGUGGAGGUGUCAUAAACAUCCUCGACACAAGAACGCUGCAAUGGGCCACACAAGUGCGCAUCGAGUCGCGAGGUGGCGUUGCUGACUUCGCGUGGUGGAGUACGGGUAACGGCAUGAGCAUUGCGGGCAAGAACGGUGAAGUCACAGAGUGGAGUGUGCAGGAGGGUGUCGUUGGACGGUGGAACGAUGAAGGCGCCGUCGGCACAACGGUCAUUGCUCUGGGUGGAAAGAGUGGACGAGAAGACUGGUUAGGCGGCGACCGAUGGGUUGCUGUUGGAAGUUCGAGCGGCGUCGUAAAUAUCUACGAUCGAAGGGCGUGGAGCGAGAACGUGGAAGACGCCAAGCUAAGUUCAAACGGUGGCCUACCAAAGGCACCCAAACCGAUACGCGCUCUGGGCAACCUGACCACACCCACAUCGCACCUUACAUUCUCACCAGAUGGUCAGAUUCUGGCGAUGGCGAGUCGAUGGAAGAACAAUGCGAUGAGGCUGGUACAUCUGCCCUCUGCGACUGUGUUCAAGAAUUGGCCCACUGAGAAGACACCACUGGGUAGGAUAACCGCAGUGGCUUGGGGUAGACCCACAGAAGAAGAAGAGCGCGAAGGUAGCCUUGCACAAGUUGCUGUCGCCAACGAGUCGGGUCACAUCAGGUUGUGGGAAGUAAGAGCGUAGUGUUGGCGCAUGAUAAUAUCACAAUCCGCGACGUUGAUGCAAAAAUUUAAAUCCAGCGUUCAACAACGCCAUCGUAUCGAAUCUGCGACUUACCUCCCUAAUCUGUUUUGAAGAAAACACCUCAGUCGCUUUGUCGUACAGGCUUGAAGAGUAGGCGCGGUCUGCGUGUACCUGCAAGUUUCAACUGCAACAGCCAGAAGCAGUCAAAACCAACCUUACGGCGCUUC